AUGAAGAACGAAACGCGCAGUCCAGCGAAACCGACCUCGAAGAGGCCGAGGAGCCCCUCCCUGUUUGAGACAGUGGCUCAGUCGCUGGCCAAUCAGCUUCCGAGUCUCAGCAAUGCGGCUCCUUGCUGUGCCUCCCUGGCAGAUCGUCAGUGGAACAGACAUUGCUUGCUUUCUGAAGAAUCGUGGUCAAGUUCCACCCCAAAGUUCGGAUCGGGUUCCCCAAGUGGUAGCAUCGGCGAUGAGACGCUUGUUGGAACCAUAUCGGAGUCCGAUACGCAACCGAGUCGUGAACCGUUGAAUGGGUCGAUUCGCUGGAGCUCCGACAGUUCCGCGUCGGUUUGGGAAGCGGUACAUGGGGUAGAGACACAUGAGGUUGUGGAGGGUCUGGCCGCACGCUAUGGGAGGGUCUCCAACAUGGUGAUCCUCGAUCGGAGCUAUCGCACUUUCUUAAACAAGGCCCGAACGGCGGCGCUGUUCUACAAAGUGAUGAAUCAUGUGGCUGUGGUCAGCGGGGACCCCCUGUGCGACCCAGACCUUUUUGGCGAGAUCCUCAAUGAAUUCAAGGCGUACCGGAAGAAGCACCACUGGCGACUCGCUUUUGUGGGUGCCAGCGACAUACUAGCCAAGUAUGCUCGUCAACAGCACUGGAAGACAAUACACUUCGCCACGGAGCGCGUGCUCAACCCAAUCACCAAUGACGUCCUAUCAGAACGAAGUGGCAAGCGGAUGAUUGUCCAACACAAACAGCUCCUCGAUCCAAUCAAGGGCGGGAUCAGUUUAGGCGUCUAUAUGCCGGCAUACCGACAAGACCAGCGCCUCCAGAGCGAACUGGUAGCCAUGUACAACGCAUGGUGCCAACAACAGAACCAAACCACGACCCCCAAGGCCUUCAUCACGGUCUAUAACCCCUUCGACUUCCCCAACCUGAUGCUCUACAUCUACACCCAGGCGGCCGACGGGUCCCCAAACGGGUUCGCCGCGCUUCGCUGGAUGGGCGCGACGCAAGGCUACCACAUCGACCCCUGCAUCGCAGCCCCGAACUCGCCCAAAGGAAUCACCGACUUGCUAGUCUUCGCGGCAAUGGCCCUUGUGAACCAGCUUGGCUGCCCCUACCUUAGUCUGGGAUGUGAGCCGCUUGCAGUCCUCGACGAGGUCACGGGGAUGUCACCCACGGUUGCGAAGCUCGUACGCUCCAUGCACACCGCGAUCUUUCAGCGACUACCGAUCAGUGGGAAAAAGGCGUACCACGACAAGUUUCGGCCUGACGCGGACCAGGAGUCAAAGUUGUAUCUAGUGUUUCCGUCGGGUGGCCUGGCGCUUCUCCAGCAGCUGGUUGCCGUUACGCACAUUGCCAAUAUCAGCUUCCGCAGGCUUUUGCGCGCUAAAGCUAGUUGA
Messenger RNA from Aspergillus calidoustus, 1395 nucleotides. Lineage: Eukaryota; Fungi; Ascomycota; Eurotiomycetes; Eurotiales; Aspergillaceae. The record is from the annotation of a GenBank genome assembly.